AGGCGCUGUGCUCCGCCCUCGGUCUCUGCUCAGGUGUGUGUGUUUGUUUGAGUGUGUGUGUGUUUGUGAGUGAGUGUGUGUAUGUCGGAAGAGCAUUGCGGAGCUGCUGGAGGAUUAUUGGGGAGCCGGUCAUGUCAGACAGCGGGGACGCACAGCCGCAGGACGGAGGCGACAGCAACCCGAGCCGCGGGAAGAGCCCCAGUGUGGGCAACAGAGUGACCGUGGUGCUCGGAGCGCAGUGGGGCGAUGAAGGCAAAGGGAAGGUGGUGGACCUGCUGGCUCAGGACGCCGACAUGGUCUGCAGAUGUCAGGGAGGCAACAAUGCAGGACACACAGUCGUGGUUGAUUCAGUUGAAUAUGAUUUCCACCUUCUACCCAGUGGGAUUAUCAACCCUAAGGUCACUGCUUUCAUUGGUAAUGGUGUAGUCAUUCACCUGCCGGGACUUUUCGAGGAGGCUGAGAAGAAUGUGCGGAAAGGCAAAGGUCUUGAAGGCUGGGAGAGCAGACUCAUCAUCUCUGAUCGAGCACACAUCGUGUUUGAUUUCCAUCAAGCUGUGGAUGGAGUCCAGGAACAGGAGAGGCAACAGCAAGCUGGCAAAAAUUUAGGAACGACUAAAAAGGGAAUUGGCCCUGUGUAUUCAGCUAAAGCAGCACGCAGCGGCCUGAGGAUCUGUGACCUGCUGGCUGACUUUCAGGAGUUUUCUGAGAGAUUUAAACAUUUGGCUUCGCAGUAUAAGUCUAUGUACCCUUCACUAGAGAUUGAUGUGGACGGGGAACUGGAGAAACUCAAGUCAUAUGUAGACAGGAUAAAGCCUAUGGUGAGAGAUGGAGUCUUCUUCAUGUAUGAGGCGCUGCACGGAGAUCCCAAAAGGAUCUUGGUAGAAGGUGCCAACGCUGCCUUGCUGGACAUUGACUUUGGGACCUAUCCUUUCGUGACGUCCUCGAACUGCACUGUAGGAGGGGUGUGUACGGGUUUGGGGAUGCCUCCACAGAACGUGGGUGAAGUCUACGGAGUUGUCAAAGCUUACACCACCAGAGUCGGGAUUGGAGCUUUCCCUACGGAACAGAGCAACGAAACUGGUGAGCUCUUGCAGACGAGAGGAAAGGAAGUGGGCGUCACCACGGGUCGUAAGAGGAGAUGCGGUUGGCUGGAUUUGGUGCUCAUCAAAUACGCCCACAUGAUUAAUGGCUUCACAGCCUUAGCUCUUACCAAACUAGACAUCUUAGACGUGGUUCCUGAGAUUAAAGUUGGUGUGGCCUACAAAGUAGAUGGAGAGACCAUCCCACAUUUCCCAGCAAACCAAGAGGUGCUGCAGAAGGUUGAAGUGGAGUACGAGACUCUGCCAGGCUGGAGUAAAGACACUUCUGCUGCCAGGACCUUCGAGGAGCUUCCAGAAAAUGCUAAGAAAUAUGUCUGCUUCAUUGAGGAUCACUUGGGUGUGCCUGUGAAGUGGAUCGGUGUUGGGAAGUCACGGGAAUCAAUGAUCCAGCUCUUUUAAGAGGCGGCUUGGCUGGCCUGCGUGUAGCACUGACUGGAUUACGCUCUGGACUCGGAAAUGAGAAGUUUCCUCAUACGUUUCCUCUCCCACAUCACUUCAGUUUCACCACCGCCAGAAGACUAGGACCUCAGGUGUCCCUCAGAUCAUCUUGAAGCCCAGUGAAAUGGAGCAUUUGCCACAUAUAACGGCAUUCCUGUGGUACAGUAAAUCAAAAAGGGCCUUUUGACUAGUCACUUUUUGCCAUCAUUUAACAGUCUUUCAUCUGUGCUUCGACUUUAAUGUUUCUCCUCUGGUAUUUCGAGCUCAUUGUCUCCAUCUCAAGUCCAUCUGCUGUACAUGUGCUGCUACUUCAAACAGUCAGGCAUCAGUAGUGGUGUAUAUUGUUGUUAGAUAUCAAUUUUUCACACCAGUUGGGUAAAACGAGUACUUGUACGUGUUAUUUUUAAUGUGUUUUGUUGCUUUUAUCACACAAAAAUCAAUGUGUUCUACCACUCUUCGUUUUAAACAGAUUGUAUGAUCGACACUUCACUGAAGCACACACUGUUAACAAUUUAUGCCCAUUACACAGUUUUUAACUGUAAUUUGAAUUGAAUUUUACUGGAUGACAGUUAUGCAGUAUGUUACUGUAUUUUAAAGUUGCAUUGUGGGGAAUGUCCUCUUCGCGCCAUUAAAACUGUAUUUUUUAUUUGCUGUGAAUCAAAAUACAGUAAAAAUAAAUUUGCUUAAAAACUCAAUAAUAUCCAGCUGCAGACCCGCAGACCCACACAUGUUUCAGCACACACAAUCCAGGACACACCAUCUAGGCAGAGACGAACCAUAUAUGGUUACGACAAAUGUUACUGUUAUUAACGUCUUCUCGGACUUCGUCGUCAAUGUAUUUUUAUAUAUAUUGUUAAUAAAUAGUGUACACAAUAGACAACAAUGUAUACUAUUUCACAAAUAUGACAAUCGAGACGGGCGAAUGGGGAACGUUGUUUCCGAUCACCAUUCAAUAUAAUAGACUGAUCAGUCAUCAUAGAUGAUCAGUCAUUAUUUAUCUGACAGUCAAUAGCAGAUACUCGCUUGCUGGCCUUGCUAAUACAUUUUUCAGAGAUAUAUAAACCAUCUAAAUUGGACAGGUUUCAUUUAUAUAAUGAAGGAAAUAAUAGCAAAUUAGGAUGCAGAGGCUAUAACACAUCUUUAUAUGUAAUAAAAAUCUUUUUACAUUUAAUGAUUGUAUAACACUACAUUAAUAUUUUACUCCAGUGAUUGAAUACUAUUUAUUUGCUUAACACAAUAAUAGUCAUUAGUGUUUUAACUAAUUAUUUUUAUUUACGUAAUAUGAGUACAAAACUGCACAGAUGAUCGAAAAAUGAUCAUUACGAUAUAAUAAUGAAAUAACGACCAACCCUGAAUUGUUCAUAGUCACAGACGGUGUCCAUCGCCAUAUUUGUGAAAUACAGUAGGUGGCGAUAAUGCUCCUUAGGAGUUAGUUGUCGUUAAACAAGAAAAAAAAAACUGAGAAAUAGAAGAAGCCUGAUCCGUCAUUAACCGAAUGUGGUUUGCCCCUGCCUAGAUUGUGUGUCCUGGAUUGUGUGUGCUGAAACUUGUGUGGGUCUGCGGAUCUGCAGCUGGAUAUAUCUCUAAAAACCUGGCCAAUCAUAGGAAAUACAGUAAUUUACCGUUUGGACUGUUUUACAGUAAAUUGAUAUAAGAUUAACAAAUUACAAGUUAAAUUUCAUUAUAUGAAAAUAUGACUGUAAAAUACUGUAUAUUUUACAGUAAGGAUAUACAAUACUUGUACAGUACAGCAAGAUGAAUGGUACAGUAAAUAUUUUUAGAUAUAAAUAUUUAAGGCCCAAUCCCAGUUCUAUUUUUGUACCUACCCCUUCCCCUUGGCCCUUGAAACAAUGUGUGAAGGGGAAGGGCAUCAAAAUUUACCCCUAAGAAUUGGGACAGCACUACAGCACCUGCACAUGUCAUCAUAUGUCAUCGCGAUCUCUUGCUUCAUAUGAGAUCAGACGAUCACGGCUGCUGUAGUUAUUCCAGUUGUGUUAUUUUUUGGCAUUUAUCUUCAGGAAAUCACUGAAGGCAACAAUAUCAUGUUAACAUAACAAUAUAAUGUGGCAAUAAGAUUGUAACUGUACUGUGCAUUUACACAGUGGCCAUAUUCAUCUAUGUAAACACACCAAAAACAACAUUAAGACUAUAGCAGACACUGUAAAAAGCCCAUUCCCAGCCACUCUGACAGGGUAUUCGAGUGUCAUCGAGCAUCAGAAUGUUGUGGGACUGCUGUACAGGAGUUAUUAAUAGGGAUUAUAGAUAGCAAAAUUUAGUAGUUUUUAUUUUAGUGUAUUUUUUUUUUAAAUAUGACAGUAAAACGCGAACGUGGUUAUGAAUGUAUUAAAACAUAUGCUUGUUAGUUUGUAAUAAUGACAAAAAAUACUAAUUUGUGCAUCUCCUGACUGCCGUUGUAGGUGUAUUAUGGGAAAUUUUCUUACCCUUUGGAGUGUGGUCCUGAAAAAUCUCAGUUUGAAGGGGUAUCUAGCACUUCCCCUUAGGACUACACCUUCAGAAUAAAGAGAACUGGGACACCCCUACCCCUUCACGGGAACGUGCAAAAUGAGGGGUAGGGGUAAGGAGAAGGGCUAAGAGGUAGAAUUGGGAUUGGGCCUUAGUACUGUAAAACUUUUGUUGUAAGUUUGUUUACAGUAAACUGCUGACAGUAAGCUACUGUAAAUUCUACGGGAAAUUGUUAACAGUGUAUGGUCUUUAAGAUUUAAAACAUUAUGGCUUCAAAAUAGAGUACGAUUACGGUAUGUGUUUUAUGUCUCUCCUAAAAUGGAAGUACAGUAAAACAUUUUAUGGAAGCUUGUAUUUUAAAUGUAGUAUACAGCAAGCGUAAUACAGUGCCUCAAGAUGCAGAAAUGUCAGAGUUGGAGCAUAUGUUAUAAGAAUGACCGAUCUUCAAUUGAAUGUAAGUAAGCGUUUGCGCAGUGCUCAGAUGUUUAUUGUUCAGCUGUACAACUUUACGCCACAUCAAAGCCACUUUAAUAAUGAGAUCCCGCGACGCUUGACUUUCAGAUUGACAACGUUUAGAUCCUUAAGGCGUUUAUACAGUACACACCACCUCAGGAUGUUUAAACCACUUCUAGUCGUUGUUUUUUUAUCUUAAAUUUACAGAAACUUUAGAUGUUAGAGAUGAUCUAACAGCCGAAUGUAAGAUUCACAAGAGCUUGUCUAUUUAAAUAUUAACUGGGUUGUUGUAGAUUUGCUUCCUGAUUCAGUUUCUUCUCACCCUCUGCUCCGCACCUUCAAAUAAAUCAGUAAUAUAGGAUAAAGUGUGCCUUGUUAAUACAGAUGAACAAUGAAACUUGAAAACUAGUCCUUCGUCUGAUUGAGCUUUUAUGGUUUUUACCCGCAGAACCUCAAUAUUUGAACUUUUUUCGAGGGCAUUAUAGUGCCAUUUGCCAAAAGUGUACAUGCAUCCAAAGAAUGGAUAAAGGAAUGCUGUGAUAUAGAGCCUUUGUAUAUGACCCAGAAUGAUAACUCUUUCGUUUUCUGAUCAACGAUGGUGUAAUUCAAUUUUUCCAUUGCUGAAUAAAUGAUGUACGCUGUUUAUUUUAGUAGCAUAUACAUGUCUGUUGUCUUGUAUUAUCACGUUUCCUCUGAACAAGCUACAUUUAGUAUGUAUAAGUGUGCGAGAAAUGCAAUUGAAACAUUCAGAGAACGUUAUGUUUGCAUUUUCUUUCUUGUUUGCUAAUCUUGCUGCUGAUUGGGUUUCCAUGUAUGUAUAUAAAGAACACAAAGCCAUAUUCUCCUGAAUUUAGUGUUACUGUACACUGCUUAUGGAUGCUGAUGGGUGUGCAUGUUCAUCUAGUGCAGAGAUUUGCACAAAAACUCACUCACUUUGUUAUUAAUCUUGGAUGAAUGACAGUCUGCCGAGACUCAAGUCAAUAAAUAAAUAUAGUCGAAAACAUUUACAA
Molecule: messenger RNA, 5464 nt
Organism: Danio aesculapii
Lineage: Eukaryota; Metazoa; Chordata; Actinopteri; Cypriniformes; Danionidae
Gene: adss2
Product: adenylosuccinate synthase 2
Exons: 13
Coding region: 132-1499 (455 amino acids)
Biological process (GO): IMP metabolic process; 'de novo' AMP biosynthetic process
Cellular component (GO): cytoplasm
Molecular function (GO): adenylosuccinate synthase activity; GTP binding
Source: RefSeq, a predicted model, not a curated record